Linum trigynum is the source of this 1129-nucleotide messenger RNA. The record is from the annotation of a GenBank genome assembly. NCBI's taxonomy places the organism in Eukaryota, Viridiplantae, Streptophyta, Magnoliopsida, Malpighiales, Linaceae.
CACUUCUCUUCGCACUUCGCAGAACGAGUAAUAUCGCAGCCGUCCUCGUCUUCACUCCCGCUGCCGCCAUGGUGAAGUACUCGAAAGAGCCCGAGAACCCGACCAAGUCUUGCAAGGCUAGGGGUUCUGAUCUCCGUGUUCAUUUCAAGAACACAAGGGAGACAGCGUUUUCCAUCAGGAAGUUGUCAUUGGUGAAGGCCAAAAGUUACUUGGAGGAUGUCAUUGCCCACAAGCAGGCAAUUCCUUUCAGGAGAUUUUGCCGUGGUGUUGGCCGAACUGCUCAGGCUAAGAACAGGGGGCACCCCAAUGGACAGGGUCGUUGGCCCGCUAAGUCUGCUAAGUUUGUCCUUGAUUUGUUGAAGAAUGCAGAGAGCAACGCCGAGGUUAAAGGUUUGGAUGUGGAUGCUCUGUACAUUUCGCAUAUUCAGGUGAAUCAGGCUCAGAAGCAAAGACGUCGUACCUACCGUGCACAUGGAAGAAUCAACCCUUAUAUGUCCAGUCCUUGCCACAUUGAGCUCACUUUGUCCGAGAAGGAAGAACCUGUCAAGAAAGAGCCCGAGACUCAGGUGGCAACUACCGGCAAAUCAAGGAAGUCCCAGGCUUUGCGAAGUGGUGCAUCUUCUUAAGCUUGUUCCUACCAUCCUGUGUUGUUUAUCAUUUCGGAGAGUUUUGGUUUUGUCCCAUCUAUUAUAGAGCUGGGAGAAGUUUUAUUUAGAAGGAAGCGAAUCGAACUUGAUGAAUUCUUUGGAUCUUUGUCAAUCCCCCUUUUAUUGUUCUAUCAGUAAUUUUGUCGCCAAUAUCGUUGUUUUGCCUGCCCUCUACCAAGUUAUGUUUUGCCAAUCUAAAUGAGUGCUCGUCUCAAUUGCGUAGCUGGAAUGAAGCUUCUAGCAUGUCAUGCUUCUCUUGUCACUUGGGAGAUGUUACUUGACUUUUAGUCUUUAGCUCGUUAUUUUCGACAACUUAAUGAGAUGGAAGAUGAAUUCGUCCCCGGAGUUCUUCAUUUUUUUUACUUUUGUGUGUAUGUUGAAACCCCUAAGGUCUAACAAUGCGACGCUAGUUGUAACUUGUAAGGUGUGGUCUUCUUCCUAAUCGGUAGUUUAAUGCAGUUCAAUGAAAUUAGUUGAAGUUA